Serpula lacrymans var. lacrymans S7.9 is the source of this 336-nucleotide messenger RNA. RefSeq lists its product as uncharacterized. Bases 1 to 336 code for a protein of 111 amino acids. The record is from RefSeq and is a predicted model, not a curated record. The transcript is spliced from 3 exons. NCBI's taxonomy places the organism in Eukaryota, Fungi, Basidiomycota, Agaricomycetes, Boletales, Serpulaceae. Gene Ontology annotation, molecular function: nucleic acid binding; zinc ion binding.
AUGUCGAAAUACGCACCUCAUCGCAGCGCAAACAGCAAUCCUCGUUCAUCCUCCUCCACCAUUUGCCAAAAAUGCCUCGGCACAGGCCAUUUCAUUUUCGAAUGCAAGUCGACUCGACCGUACGUCUCACGGCCGUCACGCACGCAACAACUUGAGAACCCAAAGGUGCUCGCAAAGAUGAAAGCAGAAGGCAAACCCUCUGUAGAAGUUCCCGAGGAAUUUAAGACGAAAAGCGGGACUGCGAAUCGAAUAUUAGAAGCAAAGGAAAAGGAGAGGGAGGGUGGUCAAGCUGAAGGCAAAGACAAGGCAAGGAAGAAGGCUAAAAGGUGGGUCUAA